Messenger RNA from Caenorhabditis auriculariae, 8066 nucleotides. The record is from the annotation of a GenBank genome assembly. Lineage: Eukaryota; Metazoa; Nematoda; Chromadorea; Rhabditida; Rhabditidae.
AUGAAAGAGCUGUUCGGAAGACAGGUGAUUUCGAAACUCGAAAAGGAUCCGUAAAAAAUAAGGAAUCAAUCGAUAAUGGACAUUUGCGUGGAGCGGAGAGGAAGUGGACGAAUUGGGGGUAGGCGCGCGUAGCGUACAAGGUGACCUGCGAAAGGUGACCUCCCUUUUCCUCCUCUGCCUACCUAUUCACCUGGCUCAGGUAGGUGGUUACUCACCGGCCACAUCAACAAACAGUCGACAACUUCAGUGAGGCAAAAACGCAGUAUGAAUAUAUUUCGAGAACAGCGAAUAGGUUCCAAAAAAAAACCUUUAAAAAAAAAGGUUCUGAGGAUUUUGUGGAUGCAAAAUAAGAUGCUGAGUUGAUACAGGUUGAUCCAAAAAAUUUAUUUGUUUUAAACAAAUUUUGAGAGCUUUUCAACUGGAAAAAUGCUCCAUUGAGGCUGAAUUGAUCCUACUUUAACAUGUUUUUAGCCCUCUUGCCUGAAAAAAGGCCAAAGAAAGACUGAAACAGAAAUGAUUACAAUGAACGACGGUUGUGGUAUUAUAUAAAACAGCAAGAAUCUAGUAAUUUCCAAGAUCUUAACAUUUAGAGUUUGAAGAAACGUUUUAAAACCAAUUUUUUCGGAUCCAAAUGAGUACUAGAAUGACAACGACAUCAACUCUAAAAAAUUCAAGAAAAAGACUGAACAGGGCCAUAUCUCCUGAAAAAUAGGGCCGAAUAGAAAAGAAUACUGCCUUUUCAAAAACAAAUUGUGGAAACCUUUUUCGAUUCUGCGCACGUUCUGAAACGACACGGCGAUUUCCAUGUUAAACAGGGUAUUAUGGUGGUGUGGAAUGUGGAAAUGACAGCUCUACUGAUUGUUUUGUUCGAGUCUAUUCUAGAGAAAAACUGUGAAAGACCCGAAGUUUCCACUCAUCUUUGAAAUAAGAGCAACUUCCUUUUUAAAUUUUCAAACGAUCACCCUUUUUCUUUAUAUAUCGGUUCGUCGAGCCAAACAGUUUUUUUCAAAAUCAAAAGCAGAAAAACGGAAAACGCCCCUUGAGUGACCACUUACGCCGCUUUGAAUAUCACUUCAAAAGACCGCCGACUUUGUGUUUCCGCGGCGAUGUCGGAGUAGUUUCUCGAGAUAUUCAAUCUUCUAGUGAAACCCAAAAUUUGACGGGAAAGUCUGCUCUUUAGAUACGGGACUAUCUUCGAGAAGUAAAAACUUUGCGUUAGACAAUUUAGUAACCAAAUUUCGUGAAAAAAACUACGAUACAUCAAGCCAAAACGGAUCUAUGUAGCAGGGUGCGACCUGCAAAUUUGCCAUCUAUUCAUCUCUCACUCAACUGCCAAAACAAUCAGAUUUUCGCGCGAUCAACUUUCAGGGUCAUCCCCGCCGUGCGACUGUAAUUAAUUCCAUUCGAGGGAUGCAGAAAAACCGUCGAUGGCUGCGAAUGAAAUGAAGCGUACAGGAGUACCUCCUUUGUCUCUGGCUGACUUUUCUUUUUUCUUCCUUUUCAUGGAAGGAGACAACAAACAUAUCUCAGGUGAGCCCCGACUUCCUGCACAGAGCCCGAGGGGCAAUUUGGACCUUUUCCAUCGGUCGCCGAAAAACCCCAUAAUACUGCCGUUUUUUAUUCUCUCAGCUACACCUUUCUGCUUUUUAUAUAGUAUUCUCAAUAGAUAGAAUGAGAUAAAUGGGAUAUUUUUCGCUUAUUUUUGACAAUUCUAAUGAGUUCUCAACCCCUCCCUGCCUUUGAACAAGUGAAAAAAACUCAACCCGGUGGGCUUUUUUUAUAAAACAUUGUAUUAAAGUGGCUACUUUCAUUUUUUUAGCUUUAACUUAUAUUGAAGAUCGUUGAAAUAAAGCUCGCACCAAAAUAGAGCUCCAUGCGGUUCUGGCCUUUUUUGAGGAAAAGAAAGUUGUGAACGAAGUAUACUCUCUUCAAAAGAUAGGAUGAGAUCCAAAUUACCUUUCUAUAAAGCUUAUUUGUAUUAAUUUACCUUUUUACAGACACAACGCGGGAAAAUGAUCCAAAACGUGGCCGAUGGCAUGGCCAACAUCCUCACGACGGGUUAGUUUUUUCUUUAACUCGUAUUGGCAUUUAUCUAAUGGUCUUUGAUCUUGUGUGAAUUGACAUAGACCAUGAAAAGUGCAUUCCAGCCGAAAAUUUUGAAAAAACUUUAAAACAAAUAAUUUUUACCCGAGGAAUUCGAAAUUGCGCCCUAAAUAUCGUACACUAGCGUGUUCACUCAACUAUGCUUUUAGCUUAUAAAAUAACUGAAUAAGCAAGGUGAAAAAGACGCAGUCAGCUUGAUUAAAUACUAAAGGAAAGAGACUACAUGAAAUUAACCGCGCGCCUUGUAAAGUCACAGAAACCAUUGGUAAAAAAAAGCGGGUCAAUCGAGAAAAAGCCCUAAAUCACAAGGACAAAAGGCACUAGAAAAGCCAAAAGGCGGCUCAGAAAGAACAUCCAAAAAUCCACGAGGCGUGAGUGCUAUUAUGAGCCGACAUCCGGUUGUCCCUCGCCGUCGCCACUAAAAAAAAUCCUUCCAAUCCUACAACUCAACUUUUCACCUUUGCCGUUGGCCUACGACUUGAAUCUUAUAUAUAUUCAUCACUACGCUGAGAUGACGUGAACAUUUUUCUGAACGUCAUGUCGACGUCUAGCAAGAAGACGGAUUCUUUGGAAAUCGUCGACAGCCGAAAUUCUACUCAAAGAAGACGUGGAUCUCAUGAACGAGCGUCUUCACGACGUCGAGAGAGUAUAUCGGAUCGAGAGAGGCGUUAUUCUAAUCGGAAUCCUUCCCCGGGUAUUUCUUACUACUCUUCUAGUUUUUCUAGUGACAAGGCUUCAAUUGUUAAUUUUAGUUGUAAAAAAAAACUGAUCAACAGGUCCAAACGUUGACAGUUCUGAUAUUCUCCUCAAAGGCCCAGUCUUCUCAAUGAGACCAAGCUCAGUAGAUACGUUCUCUGACACGGGGCGCCAAAAGGUCGCCACAACUGUUUCUCUGACCUACACUAUUUCCUCGUUUUCUAGCAGCUAGAUAACGACUAAAUAGUGUGUGUCAGAGAGAUAGUUCUUUUGGCGCCCUGCGUCAAAGUUGUUUAUUCGAUUUCCAGAUCAUAACUCAUAAAAUCUUUUUUUUUUCUGUAAUUCAAAAUUCCUUCUAUAAUCCAAUAACUUCAGCCAGCUUUUGUUCAAAUAUCUCUUUCUCUCUCUCUCUGGAUUUUAUACCAGUUUACAGCGAAAUUCUUUUAAUUCUGAACAAUAUCGAUUUCGAAGAAAAAUGAGAAAAAAACCUUGAAAUUCCGCUCAAAAUAUUUGCAAGUGAAAGUUGAAACUAACAUAGUGGUCACAAAACAGAAUAAAGUCAGGAAAUCGUGCAGAAAACCAAAAAAAUGUGCUUUUUGAGAGAAAUUUGAGAAAAUUUAGACUCCCAAGUUUUUUUUCAUCAAGAUCACAUCAAGUACUAGAAAAGAGGCAUAAAGGAGAGAACAGACCAAAAAAGUCAACUGAAAACGAUUUCUCACGCUUGGGUUACUCCGAGGCUCUCCUCCGGCUUAAUCUUGACUGACAUCUUUUGCAAAUAAUACUUUUUCUUUAUGUUUCCAAUCGAUAAUUUCAUCAUUUUCUGCUAAAAUAAUCCACUUCUGAAGACUUCAAAAAUACAGAGAAACAGUCGUUUCCUCAAGAACAAACACGAACAAAAGCUAUUUUUCAGCAGAAAAAGUGCGAGGAUGGAAGCUUGUCCAAAAAACUCUUCCUCGAAUUAUCGAGUACGGUAGAAGUGAAGGAAUUCUACAAGUUCAGGCGGUUUGUAUAACUCUAUGGUCCUUCUGCCGUUAGCUUAGGAAAAAUGAUAUUCCUACUGAUGAGUAAUUCAUCAACUUUCGAAAACAAAUGACAAGUUUUUGGUAAAAUGGACUGUUGUUUCGAGAUCUUCAUAGACAUCGUUUAUGCUCCUUUGAAAGUCCUAUCCGGGAAUUUAGAACCAAAUACCUUAAUUUUCAGACUUCAAAUGCGUUCAACAUAACUGGAAUCGUUAUAGCGGCACAGGAGGAAGCCCACACGCAGAAAGAGCCGAGGGCUGGGGAUAAGGUAAGAAAAAACUAUCAGAUUCGAGUUUUUUAAAAAUUUUCUGAAGAGUACCCAUAUAUUUAUAACUUGAAAAUCGGCUCUUUCUACUCGGAGAAUAGCAUAAAACUUUGUUUUUUUUUUUUUGAAAAAGAGAGAAACGCUACAUUUUAGGUGAACCUACCAACGAACGACAUUACAAUGAUGCACGAAGCCAUUCCUUUCCUGCCUGUCCCAGUGGCCAUCACCUGUCUCAUCUUCAAUAUUCUUAUCCCUGGUUCAGGUACGCAUUUGGAUUUUUCAUUCUGUUAUCUUCUUUUCUGGAAACGAGAAUAUCUUCUCCAGGUACCAUCUUAUCAGGCUUCUCAGCGCUUUGUAUGGGACAACCUCGCGUGAAUAUGAAAGAAGGAAGAAAACUGGUCACUCUUGUUGUCAAUAUCUUGGUAUCUAAACUUCAUUCAUAAUAACUUUCUUUCGUUUCUAGAAAUGAUAGGAGAACCUUGAAGAAACACCAAUUAAAAAAAACAGAAAAAAACGAAAAAAACUGUAAAUUCAGAGUAAAAUGAUUUUUCGUUUUUUUCUUGUAAUGUGAACGAAUUUUGCCGAUUAUAAUGUUAUUACCUCAUUUUGAGUCCUCCCUGAGCUGUAAAAAAACCGUAAAAAAAUGUAUAGAACUGAUGAUAACUUUCAAUUUGAUAAUAACUUUUUAACUAAAAAAAUAAAGAAAAGACCUAACUUGAGGUGGGAAUCAGCCAGUUUUUUUCACGAUAACCUUCCUAUUCGUCGGUUGGUUUUGGUCAAUCGCCUGGGGCGGUCUACUCCUUAUUCAUUCCAGUUAGUCUAUCAUUUUUACUUAUGAAAUUUUUGUUUUCCAAAGAACAAAAAUUAUGAGCUAGUACCGGCAUUUGCAAUUUUUAAUUUUUUUUUUUUCUUUUUUUUUCUCGUUUUACAAGUUUCGAAAGCUGGGAAUGAAAAUUUUACUCGAAAAAAAGAAAGAAAUUGUUCAGUGCAAUAUCGAGAAGCUUUGCAACAACGACGACAAGAAGCCGUGGCGACGGCCGCUAUUGAAGCCCUCACAAAAGAUUCGAUUCUUCAUAGGCGCGACGUCAAAACUCUCGUCAAGACCCAUAAACAACAAGCAAAAGACAAAAAAUGAAUGUGAUCAUAUUUAUAAAGUCUUUCAUUCUAAUUCGCGGUCUGCAGAAAUUGCGGUCAAAUCGGGGGAGUUUUGAAAAAUGAUGGAAAUACGGCUCAAGAAUUCUCUCCAAUACUCGAAGUUUCAAAAAAAUAAAAUAAAAUAAAAAGCUGUCAGCAUUUAAAAAAAAGCCUCCGGUAUUUUUACAGCCUGCCUCACGUAAAUGGACAAGUGAUUCAUCAUUAAGGCGCGCUUUUUCACACCUCUAUCGUUUUUCUUUUAGUUUCUGAGCAGUUUAGAUAUCACUUAAAAAAAGACGACGCUACUCAAAUCGCUGGUUCUCUUCCUUCACGCCACAGAAUUCUGUCUGUGAGCGAACAAUAAAAAUUUCAUUUCAUUGGAAAAUAAAAACAAAAAAUAUUAUACAACUUGAUUAACUCUCAUCGAGUAAAAACUUUAUGAAUACGAAAAAAAGAUUGAAAUAGGAAAGUUAAAAAGGCACUCAAAAAAAUAAAAUAAGAAUUGUAAGAUUAGAAAAAAAAACGUGAACCCCGUGGCAAGGUAUCAUUUUUAGAAUAUCGAAAAAAUAAACAAUUGCAAAAAACCACGUGACAACGUGUCCUUUCUUCUUGUAUGACUUGGCUUCAUUUAUCAUUCCUGCUUCCUUCACGAGUCGUCUUGUUCCUGCAUUCAACUUCAAGAUGAGUUUUGAACCUCUAUUUAACUUCUAAUUUUCAAAAUAAGUAUCUGUGUUGUAAGCGCUAGUAGAUUAGGCCCGCGGGACUCCCGGAGUGCCGAUCCUCUUUGCUUGCAAAUUGGAUACGCAAAGUCACGCCGAAGCCCAUUCCAGUGGCCGAAGCACAAACUGUUGGCAGUGCGAAACUGACAAAGCGAUGAUGGGACCCCCGCGGAAAAUGCCGUCACGGCUUUCGGCGUCUAGGAUUCUUAGUUCUGACAAGGCCGAGCGGAGCUCUAGCGCACCGCCUAGUUAGUUCAUUCUGACUGAAUAAAGCUUCUCUAACUUACUUACGACUUUACAUAGCUAAUAAGUCAAAACAUCAAAACAACUAUUUAUAUCCUCUUCUCCGCAUUUGAAAGUCUCUUAUCUUUGAAAAUUCAGUUAAUCGCCAUGACAAGAAAUCCGUCUUCCUAGAUCAGUCGCAACGACUUUGUCAAACCAAAUCCAUGGCGGACGGAGUUCGAUCAACUGCGGCUAAACAAUACCAGGUACCAGCCCAAUGCUCUUAAAAGCAGCUGAGGGUUUUUUUGUUUGUUUUAAAUUGCAAAGGAGAAAAGAAAUAACAGUAACUGGGGAGAAAAUAAAUAAAAUUCGCAGAGGAGUAAAAAAAAUAACAGUAACUUCAAACUAGCUGAAUCGCUCCUCCCUAGCACAAAAAAAAAAUGAAAUCAUCUUUCAUUCAAAAUUGAUUGACAUAUUUUAAAAACAGGCUAGCCAGGCUUGUGCGAGGUGCAGAUUGAAAAUAAUUUGAAUUUUUUUCUCAUUUCAAUCUUUUUUUCAUAAUUUUUUUAAUGUUUAUUCGAUGAGAGGUCAACCCUAUAAUCAACCUAUAUAUAUUUUUUUAAAUUUUGCAAUGAAAGAAAUAUUUAUUGUUCACUCACAGACAGAAUUCUGUGGCGUAAAUGAAGAGAACCAGGGACUUUAGUAACGUCAGCUUUUUAAGUGAUCCCUAGAAUUGCUCAGAAACGUCCGAAACAUGUCCGUUCCGCGUUACGAAUGUCCGAGAGAAAUUAGAAGAAAAAAAAAUGAAUCGAAGAGGUGUGAAAAAGCGCGCCCCAAUGAUAAAUCUCUUGUCCAUUUACGUGAGGCAGGCUGUACAAAUACGGGAGGCUCAGUAGAAAUAAUGUCCAGAAAUGAAUGAAGUUUCAGUUUAAUCCAUUAUAAAAAAAAAAAUGAAAAAUGAGACCUGGUACACUCGGAGCUCUGUAGUGGGUGAUAUGUUCAAAAUUUUGCAAUCGGUUUCGGGCGAUUCCUUCAAUCAGUCUUUGCACUGUGAGGAUCUGAAGAAGAAAACUAAAAAAAAAAGUAUAUGAACUUUCGAAGAAUCUAUUGUGAGUGUUUACGAUUUAAAGGAAGUUAUCUUAAUCCUUAGAAACCUCCAAAGACACGGCGUUAACCAAAAGGGUGAAGAAACGUCAAAAAAAAAAAAAAAAUUUGGCACGAAUAUUGAAAUCCCAAUUGCGCAGCCAAAGGCGAUUGAACAAACCAGUUUUAAAAGUUGAAUACUCAUGUAAUUUGUGACGUAGAAUGACGUCAUUUCAUCCGGAGCGCGCACUUACUUUUAUUUUAAAUUCAGAAAGUUUGACGCCUCGCUCACCUUCCCUCACCCCCUAGGGCGCGCCCUUAGUGGCGUGUUCAUCGGACAAAACGUAAAUUGCUCCGAAAAGCAAAAAAUUGCUCCAAAACAAAAGUUAGUACUGUUUUAAAGCAACUUUGGCACGCCGAUGAACACUAUUUUUUGUUUUGAAGCAUGUUCCUUUUCUCCGAUAAACACGCCAUAGGAAUCACGGCGUUUCCAGAGCUAAGUCCCGCCCACAAAACAGUCGUCAAAUAUGAUGUUUCUAGUGCUUUUAUCGCCGACGAAAAUCAACAUACUACCGAACUUUUUGUAAAAUUUAAAUGUACGAUAAAACUUUUUUUUGAUGCUAAUGGCGUGUUCAUCGGAGAAACGGAACAUGCUUCAAAACGUAAAACGUGUUCAACGGCGCGCCAAAGUUGCUUCAAAAAGUAUAGUCUGUUCAGAUUUUGAAUGUCAAGUCGUCGCUCAAGCACGGCGACACCAAAUCGAGUCCCGCCCAUAAUGGUGCGAUGAACCAAUCAGAGAGCGAGCCAUCCACAGAGUGUUUAUGA